Molecule: messenger RNA, 696 nt
Organism: Chelonus insularis
Lineage: Eukaryota; Metazoa; Arthropoda; Insecta; Hymenoptera; Braconidae
Gene: bisc
Product: biscotti
Exons: 3
Coding region: 69-620 (183 amino acids)
Source: RefSeq, a predicted model, not a curated record
AACUAUUAUUAGAACUCAAAUAAAAAUAACAAGUAAUUUGAAUAAUAUCCAUUGUCAUGUAAAGAAAUAUGAAGCUCAUAUGUUAUUAUAUUAUUUUAAUAAUUACAUUACUAUCAUUCGCUGAUGGAAUAGAUGAACUUUAUGAAAUCGACUGCGAUAACCUACGCAUUGGACAGUAUAUUUGUCCACGUCCAGAUUAUGAUUUAAUUGAUCCAAAGACCCAACAAAUUAGAGGCUGUACCAAGGAAAAUAAAGCCAAAGUUGAAUGUUUAGCUGCAGAUGGUUUGAAAUGUAUUGAAACUAAAAAUAAUACCUUUAAAAAAGAUAUACCCUGCAAGUGGACAAAUGGAUAUUCAUUUGAAACUGCUGUCUUGUUAUCAAUAUUUCUGGGAAUGUUCGGCAUUGAUCGGUUUUAUCUUGGAUAUCCAGCGAUUGGAUUAUUAAAAUUAUGCACCCUUGGUUUCUUGUUCAUUGGACAGUUCUGUGAUGUUAUACUUAUAGCAACUCAAAUAGUUGGUCCUGCUGAUGGAUCGCAUUAUGUUAUGCCCUAUUACGGAGCAGGAGUAACUAUAAUAACAAGUGAUGAAUCUACGUACAGGAUACCACAACAAGAUUGGUGAAAAAAUGAUUAUAGUAUUUUGUAUUUCUUUAAAAUGGCUUUAUUCCCUUUAAAUUAUAAAAUAAGUUUUAUAUGGA